AUGAAGAUCACAACGAUAAACACUGCUAUUGGAUCGGCAGUCCUCCUUCUAGAUGCCCAAUUAUGCGCUGCUACUGCUCAACAUCGACAUCAUCAUCUUCACCUGGAGAAGAAGCACAGCCAUGGCCACCAUGAAGUCCAUCUCGAAACCUCUUACAACCCGAAGUAUAGCGAGCGAAAUAGUUCGGCACUUGUGUCGCGAGAUGGCAAGAGGAAAUGCAAGUUCCCAGAUGAUGAGGGAUUGUUUGCUGUUACCCCAUCUGCCCUAAAUGGUGGUUGGGCGUUAGCCCCUGAUCAAGAAUGCGUUUCGGGUACGUGGUGUCCUAUCGCUUGUCCAUCCGGACAGGUAAUGGCGCAGUGGAAGCCAGGUACAACAUACACGUUCCCACAAUCAACCUACGGAGGUGUCUAUUGUAACGAAGAUGGAGAGAUCGAGGUUCCCUUCAAAAACAAACCGUGGUGCGUUGACGGCACCGGUGCCGUGGAGGCUGUUAAUAAAGCCGGGAAGGUGGUAUCUUUCUGUCAGACUUGUCUCCCAGGCUACGAAGAUAUGAUCAUCCCAACCGAUGUUUUUGAUACUGCUAUUUUGGCUGUACCGGAUAUGUCUUAUUGGGAUGCUACGGCAGCUCAUUUCUAUAUAAAUGCCCCCGGAAUUGGCUCAGAGGAGGGAUGCCACUGGGGAGAUCAGUCGAAGCCGAUUGGUAAUUGGUCUCCCUAUGUCGCUGGUGCUAAUACGGUCGCGGAUGGUUCGACCUAUGUCAAACUAGGAAUAAACCCGGUGUGGCAGAGUUCUUCGCUUUUCAACACCAAACCAACUUUUGGUCUUAGAGUCGAAUGUCCAGAAGGAGGUUGCAAUGGUUCUAAAUGCGAGAUCGAUGGAUCUGGUGUGAAAAGUGACAACAAAGCAACCGGUGCUGGUGGCUCCGAUUUCUGCGUCGUCACCGUUCCCAGCGGCACCAAGGCCAACAUCGUCGUCUUUAACUUGGACGGCUCUGAAGGAGAUGCUGGAGCGUCGAGUUCUUCCCAGCCUGUAUCUUCUUCCACUCCUACAUCUACUCCAACCCCUAGCACAUCUAGCACUUCGAGUUCAACGCCAUCGAGCACGACAUCUACGCCCUCCACGACCACCGUAUCAACCUCGUCCAAAACGUCUGUGACCGCGUCAUCAACCAGUAGCACCAUAGCGUCUAGCACUCACUCGCCGUCCAGCCACUCGAGUAGCCCUAGUGCGUCACUCUACCUGGGAGGAGUUUUCCAGGAGAACGGAACCUCUAGUACAAGCUUUUCAUGGGCCGGGCCUUCCUCGACUCCUACCCCCGUUCCCGUUUCGACUAGCGGUGAAGAACCCGCUUCAACGACAUCGAAUACAAACGAAGGCGCUGCUCAACGUCAGGGUGGUGCUGCGAUUGCGGGCCUUAUUGUCGCAUUUGUGGCUGCUAGUUACUUGCUCUGA
This is a messenger RNA of Hypoxylon trugodes, 1452 nucleotides long. RefSeq lists its product as uncharacterized. Bases 1 to 1452 code for a protein of 483 amino acids. NCBI's taxonomy places the organism in Eukaryota, Fungi, Ascomycota, Sordariomycetes, Xylariales, Hypoxylaceae. The transcript has 3 exons. The record is from RefSeq and is a predicted model, not a curated record.